Messenger RNA from Iphiclides podalirius (scarce swallowtail), 2322 nucleotides. Lineage: Eukaryota; Metazoa; Arthropoda; Insecta; Lepidoptera; Papilionidae. The record is from the annotation of a GenBank genome assembly.
AUGUUCUCAUAUCUGCAAGGACUACUCCGGCUUCAACAAUUAUACCAAAGCUUGAAACCCGGCCGUGCUACCUUCCGUAUUUCGAAUGUAAAACGCGUCGCCAACGCCACAGAUGUGGUUGAAUUUCUUGGCGCGCUCGAGAGGCUGGACCGUUGGAGCAACAAAUACGUCGUGCUCGACUCCUCUACACGACUGGCAAAAGAUGCACUAAUUUUGCACGUACGUGACGUUCAACUUGGCCGGAGGAACUACCAUUACUUCUUAAGUGGCCUGGUCAUGGACGAUCGGUGGGAGAAAGGGAUAAGUGAAUUUGGAGCUAUUAAUAUAACGGGCUUCCGAAUGCUUGAUUUUUCGAGAAAAAUUGUUCGAGAUUUCAUCGAUAUAUGGAGGAAAGAUUCUAUUUCGGCUAAAGCUGCUCUGAUGUACGAUGCAACACAAGUUCUCAUCGACGCCAUCUUGCGUUUGGUUCGUAAAAGGCCGGAUAUUCUACGUGGACUGACACGACGUAGCACAAACUUAGGUUCGAACAAGAGCUUAGACUGCGACCCAAAGGAAAAGUAUCUCGCUUACGAAAUCGGUGACAAGAUCUCGAGGAUGAUAAAAAAGACCGAUGUAGAAGGCCUGACUGGUGUCCUUAGAUUCAAUGAGGGCGGUCAUCGACGCAAUUUUACUCUUCAACUUAUGGAAAUGACUAUAAGUGGAGAUAUGGUAAAGAUCGGAACUUGGUACGACUACAAAGGAUUAGUUCCCUUAGUAGCAAGGCCAGUAAGCAAUGUUCCAGGCCGCUAUUAUCGAAACAAGACAUUCAUCGUGUCGACCAUUGAAGAACCACCAUACGUUAUGCAUUCAGCUCCGAAUUCAAUGACGACUUACCCAUACAAAGGCUUCUGUGUCGAUCUCGCCCAAAUGCUCAUGGAAAAGAUGGAAAUCAAGUAUGAGUUACGUUUGGUUAAAGAUGGUAAAUAUGGUAGGGAGAAUCCAAAAGUUAUUGGUGGUUGGGAUGGGAUGAUCGGAGAACUUUUAAGGAAGGAAGCAGAUUUGGUGAUAGCUCCAUUGACGGUUACGGUAGAUAGGGAAUCUGUCGUUGACUUCAGUAAACCAUUUUUAUCCUUCGACGCGAAACCAGAAAAACGCAAUGUUCAGAAUUUGAACACCAUUUUCAGUUUCCUGCAUCCCCUUUCUAAGGAAAUAUGGAUAUGCAUUUUAUUCAGCAUAUUCGCAGUAGGCGUAGUACUGUUUCUGGUAUCAAGAUUCUCUCCGUAUGAGUGGCGUGUGUUAUCUGUAACUGAUAAUCAAUCAUCCGAACAGAGCGAUGUUGCUACAAUCAAGACAACUGUCGUAAAUGACUUCAGCUUUUGGAAUUCGAUUUGGUUUUCGGUGGGUUCUUUUAUGCAACAAGGCAGUGAUAUAUCUCCAAGGUCAUUUUCCGGGCGGAUAGUUGGAUCUGUAUGGUGGUUUUUCACCUUGAUCGUAAUAUGCUCGUACACGGCUAAUCUUGCUUCGUAUAUAACUUUAAGACAUAUAUCUGAGCCAACUCAAUUAUAUAGUAAAGUGACUGCAUGCCCCGAGGACACAAUAUUUGGUCAAAGCUUAAAGCCUGAAACUGAAGAACCAGAAACUGACGAACACGGUUGGUUGGGAUCUAUGUUAGAUCGCGCAGCAAUGGGCUUACAAGCAAAAGUUAUUGAGAAGCCAUGCGAGAUGGUGGUCUCCAUUACCAAGUCGGGAGUAAAAGAUUUUGCGGUGGCUUUUCCAAAGGGAUCAAAACUCAGGGAGGGAGUUAAUCUUGCUUUGCAGUCUCUAAAAGAUGAAGGUGAACUUCAAAAAAUACUUCGUAAAUGGUUUAUCAAAACUGAGUGCGAUGUAAGCGAGCAGAGUUUACAUGGCACUGAACUCACUCUAAGUCAAGUGGCAGGGUUAUUUUACGUGCUGAUGGGUGGUUUAGCUUUGGCUUUGAUUGUGGCACUCAUCGAGUUUUUCCAACACGGACGUCCUGAAGCCGCCCGCGCAAACAUUUCAUUGCGUGAUGCUUUUAAAGCCAAAUCAAGGUUGUCUGCUCAGGCUGAAGUGAGAAAUUCCACUCAGCAUGUACCGGAACGUGAUCAGGAACGGCUUGGCUGGAACAGUGGACCCUACACUGGGCACCGCGGUCAAAUCACGCCACCUCUCGGAUUGGACAGGCUCCGGGGACGUCCCGACAAUCCGCCCGACUGCGUGCCCGUCGGAAUUCCCCCGCACCACCAGUUAGCCGCGAGCCAUUACACGAGUAGCACGCGCGUGCGCAUCCUGUCGGGACGCCGUCGAGCCCUAAUUAGUUUAACG